Tilletiopsis washingtonensis is the source of this 1483-nucleotide messenger RNA. RefSeq lists its product as hypothetical. The transcript has 6 exons. The record is from RefSeq and is a predicted model, not a curated record. Gene Ontology annotation, biological process: mRNA splicing, via spliceosome. NCBI's taxonomy places the organism in Eukaryota, Fungi, Basidiomycota, Exobasidiomycetes, Entylomatales. Bases 1 to 1140 code for a protein of 379 amino acids. Gene Ontology annotation, cellular component: spliceosomal complex.
AUGUCCUCGCCGCCCGCAGACGCAGCCGCAGCCGCGCCCGUGCUCUUCAAGAAGAAGCGCAGGGCGCCCGUCGCCUCGGGCUCGCGCGUGCAGCCCGCGCGCCGCGGCAGCGAAGAGGCCGAGGAGAAGCCGCAGGCCGAGGAGGGCGCAGCGCAACGCGGCGAAGAGGAGGAGCUCUCCGUCGCCGAUCUGCUGGCGCUGCGCAGCCUCACGCGCCGCCCCGGCGGCCUCUCGCUCGACAAGCUCAAUGCCGGCGCAAAGGAGGCGCGCCGCAAGAAGGACAAGAAGGCCGCGGCGCCCGGCGACACGGAGGAGGAGAAGUGGCGCCUGCAGAUGGAGCGCGGCGGGCUCGUGAGCAAGGCGACGGCGGAGAGCGACGACGAAGACACGACGGCAGCGCGCAAGCUCGUGCGCUCCAACAACUUCCAGGGCGAGACGGGCACCGUGGAUGUCGAUGCGCACAUGAUGGCCUACAUCGAGUCAGAGCUGGCGUCGCGGCGAGCCGCCGCAGCGCCAGCUGGCGGUGCAGGCAGCAGCAGCAGCGGAGCCACCAGUGCCGAGGCUGUGGCUCGAGCCAUUGGCGGACGCGAUGCCGAGGACGAGCUGUUCCGCAUUGCGGAGCGCUAUCGCGUGCUGCAGGACGAGGCGAAGGGCAAGAAGGAGAAGGAGAGCGAGCAGGGCCUCAGUAGCGCACUGCUGAACAGCGUGAUGGAGGUCGAUUUGGGCAUGGACUCGCGCCUGAAAAACAUCAGCGAGACGGAGCAGGCCAAGCGCGCGCUCGCAGAGGCGCACUCUCGACGCGGCGCCGUGCAACGAAACGAGGAGGACGAGAUGCUUGCGUCUACUCGCUUUUUCCGAGGACAUCAAUCGGCGCAGUCGGAUGCCGAAGCGCUCAAGGCUGCGCGCGCCGCCGACGAGCACGCGGACCGCAUGGGCGGCGUGGCCGACUUUCCAGAGGGCCACCUCAACGCGCAAGUCGACACUGUCGAGCUGCAUCAGGCCGCUGGACAUCCGAAGCCGGCAUUGCGCCACGAGCCGCCUGUGGCGCCGCCGUCGCGCGGAGGAGGGAAGCGGGAAACGGCUAGCGACGAGGCGGUCAUGGAGCGGUUCAAGAAACGCCAACGGAAUCAGCUGAAAUGAAUGGAGAGCAUACAAGUACAAGGGUGCAGAGUGCCGGAUCACUGGAGAGAGCCGCGCGUGGUCCGUCAUCGCUUCGUCGGUGCAUCAGGAUAGACGAGCUGUCGGAACGUGAUGGAGAUGCGCGGUCGCUCCCAUCCCGCGCUCUUCUUUGGCUCGCGCGGGAUCUCAUGCGUAAAGCGCCGCUGUACGUCGCCUUGCAUGACGAGCACGCUGCCAGAGGCGAGCCGCCAGCGCUUCUCGAGCAGCUCGUCGUUGGCAGCAGCGUCCUUCUUUGCGCCGCGUGGGGCCCGCUCGCGCAUGAUCCAGAGACGGGGCGCGCCGAGUGAGACGGUCACGAUGACUU